This is a messenger RNA of Cooperia oncophora, 483 nucleotides long. The record is from the annotation of a GenBank genome assembly. Lineage: Eukaryota; Metazoa; Nematoda; Chromadorea; Rhabditida; Trichostrongylidae.
AUGGAUUUUCAAUUGAAGGCGGUACCGGAAGAAAUCAUCCUGAAGAAGGUUACUGGAAGGAGAGAGCCGGUCAAUCGUGAUAAUCUCCUGAAUGUGGACAACAAGAACUGGCAGUCAAUUGUUUGUCGACGAUGUGACUCGCUUAUACUGUUCGAGGACAAAGUAGACCUUGUGGAAGGCGGCUAUACAGCCAAGCUACCAAUAAUGACCCCUGGGGCUAAAAAUACGACCGACACCGAAGAUAUUUCAUGGUGGUGGCAUUCGACUGAUGAUUUCGAUUUCGACACGAUUGGCUACGCAAUGCCUAUGGUGGAUAACAAAAAGAUCCUCGUCUGUGGUGACUGCGAAUUCGGUCCCAUUGGACUGCGAAAUCCAGAUGAAAAAGAAUUUUGGCUGGCGGUUGAAAGAGUCGCUUAUGCUGACAAGCCGGCACCCAAAGGACACAAGAUCGUUCCGAGGAAACCGAAAAAGGCACCAACGUAA